AUGUCUCAAAACGACUUCAAGACCGUCUUCACGCCUCUUCCUCGCCUGAAAGGUGAAUCCAACUGGAACACAUGGCGCAUGCUUGUUACAGCGACCCUGCGAGGAUACGACUUCGAGAUAUUCCUCGAGACUGACGUCCCUCGCCCUGCUGACCCUAUCGCUGCAGAGGAAUGGAGAAAGAACCGUAACGUCACGAAUGGUCUCCUCAUGAACGCCAGCGAAUCGGUUCUUGACAGACUCUGCACAGCGGGUUGGGUUGACGAUGGAAACCCUUACGAAUUGUGGCAGGCGCUCGAGAAGCACAUUCCGAGAAUCUCACAAGACGCCACAGCUGCCCUUGUUGACGAGUUUGCCAAGACCACCGCCAACGAUCACAAGACUCUUCACGAUGCCCUCAAUCGCUGUCACCACCUCAGAAAGCGUAUUGAGACCAUUCACGGUCGUCUGCCAGACUCCUUCCUCGCUGUUUUCCUCCUUAACUUCUUUAAGGACCGACUUCCCGAUACGUACAAGCAUUUCACAUCGAAGGGCGCCACCCAUCCCACGUGGAAUGAGGUGGCUGAUACGAUUUACACGCUUGCCCAAGACGAGGAUCAAAAGCGCAGUUAUGCCACUAUUCGCAACACACCUGGAGGCAAGUCUGCUGGCAGUGGGGGUCCUGCCUCUCCAGCCGUCACCACCACCGUCACCUCCACUGUCACUGCCUCCAAGGAAAAGAAGAAUUGA
Messenger RNA from Colletotrichum truncatum, 726 nucleotides. The record is from RefSeq and is a predicted model, not a curated record. Lineage: Eukaryota; Fungi; Ascomycota; Sordariomycetes; Glomerellales; Glomerellaceae.